GUUGCUUGGAUCAGUCUAGGUAUAGCUGCCCGAUCCUUCAGCGUCCGCAUCUCGGCGUCGCCCCGCGUACCGUCGCCCGGCUCUCCGCUGCUCUCCCGGGGGUUCGGGGGCACUUGGGUCCCACAGUCUGGUCCUGCUGCACCUUCCCCUGACCUGAGUAGUCGCCAUGGCACAGGUUCUCAGAGGCACUGUGACUGACUUCCCUGGAUUUGAUGAGCGGGCUGAUGCAGAAACUCUUCGGAAGGCCAUGAAAGGCUUGGGCACAGAUGAGGAGAGCAUCCUGACUCUGUUGACAUCCCGAAGUAAUGCUCAGCGCCAGGAAAUCUCUGCAGCUUUUAAGACUCUGUUUGGCAGGGAUCUUCUGGAUGACCUGAAAUCAGAACUAACUGGAAAAUUUGAAAAAUUAAUUGUGGCUCUGAUGAAACCCUCUCGGCUUUAUGAUGCUUAUGAACUGAAACAUGCCUUGAAGGGAGCUGGAACAAAUGAAAAAGUACUGACAGAAAUUAUUGCUUCAAGGACACCUGAAGAACUGAGAGCCAUCAAACAAGUUUAUGAAGAAGAAUAUGGCUCAAGCCUGGAAGAUGACGUGGUGGGGGACACUUCAGGGUACUACCAGCGGAUGUUGGUGGUUCUCCUUCAGGCUAACAGAGACCCUGAUGCUGGAAUUGAUGAAGCUCAAGUUGAACAAGAUGCUCAGGCUUUAUUUCAGGCUGGAGAACUUAAAUGGGGGACAGAUGAAGAAAAGUUUAUCACCAUCUUUGGAACACGAAGUGUAUCUCAUUUGAGAAAGGUGUUUGACAAGUACAUGACUAUAUCAGGAUUUCAAAUUGAGGAAACCAUUGACCGCGAGACUUCUGGCAAUUUAGAGCAACUACUCCUUGCUGUUGUGAAAUCUAUUCGAAGUAUACCUGCCUACCUUGCAGAGACCCUCUAUUAUGCUAUGAAGGGAGCUGGGACAGAUGAUCAUACCCUCAUCAGAGUCAUGGUUUCCAGGAGUGAGAUUGAUCUGUUUAACAUCAGGAAGGAGUUUAGGAAGAAUUUUGCCACCUCUCUUUAUUCCAUGAUUAAGGGAGAUACAUCUGGGGACUAUAAGAAAGCUCUUCUGCUGCUCUGUGGAGAAGAUGACUAACGUGUCACGGGGAAGAGCUCCCUGCUGUGUGCCUGCACUGCCCCACUGCCUUCCUUCAGCACCUUUAGCUGCAUUUGUAUGCCAGUGCUUAACACAUUGCCUUAUUCAUACUAGCAUGCUCACGACCAACACAUACACGUCAUAGAAGAAAAUAGUGGUGCUUCUUUCUGAUCUCUAGUGGAGAUCUCUUUGACUGCUGUAGUACUAAAGUGUACUUAAUGUUACUAAGUUUAAUGCCUGGCCAUUUUCCAUUUAUAUAUAUAUUUUAAGAGGCUAGAGUGCUUUUAGCCUUUUUUUAAAAACUCCAUUUAUAUUACAUUUGUAACCAUGAUACUUUAAUCAGAAGCUUAGCCUUGAAAUUGUGAACUCUUGGAAAUGUUAUUAGUCAAGUUCGCAACUAAACUAAACCUGUAAAAUUAUGAUGAUUGUAUUCAAAAGAUUAAUGAAAAAUAAACAUUUCUGUCCCCCUGAA
This is a messenger RNA of Pan troglodytes (chimpanzee), 1601 nucleotides long. It is a transcript of the gene ANXA5, whose product is annotated as annexin A5. Gene Ontology annotation, biological process: negative regulation of coagulation. Lineage: Eukaryota; Metazoa; Chordata; Mammalia; Primates; Hominidae. The record is from RefSeq and is marked provisional. Gene Ontology annotation, molecular function: calcium ion binding; calcium-dependent phospholipid binding; phosphatidylserine binding. Gene Ontology annotation, cellular component: vesicle membrane; cytoplasm; plasma membrane.